UAAAUACAAAAUAGAGAAAAGAAUUGAAAAAAUUUAUUAUUGUGUGCCAAUUUUACAUAACUAAUUAAAGUUCUUGAUGGAGUCAAGCAAUUAUCUUCUUUAGGUAGCAUCAUCGAGGAGAUUCCCGAUAGUUGAAAUCCAGAUGACUCAAAAUCUUAUUCCAAUAAUUAUCAACACGACCCAACGGAUAUUGGAAACGUUGUCCAAGGAUUUAAAACCAAAAAUUAUCCUGGAAUAUGUCAUUUUUGAGAGGUCGCUGUAAUGAUGGUGCUGGUUGUGUUCAUAUAAAAGUUCCACCUCAAGAACGCGAGUUAAUCAAUCAUUCAUUUUUAGAUCUUUUUGUUUAAAUUGUUUGUUUUUUCGGUGAUUUUUUCUCUGUUGAUAGUUGAAGUUCUUGACACUUAAGAGGUUCUCGUAGACACUCUCGAAGAAGACAUUGUCAGAGAAGGUUUUAAAUUGGAUUUAACAGUUACCAGUUGCCUAAGUCCAUAUUCAUUUUAUGAAGUACCAGCAGAAGACAUAAUUCAUCAACAAUCCUUUGACUCUAGAGUUGGAAGAAAUUACGAUCUCAUUGAUCCAACUGAGAGAAUCUUAUUCUACCGAGCAAGAGUCAUCGAUAUGAGUCUUGAUGAAGAUGAACUAACAGUAAUGAAUAUCGACACUGGUGUCGAGUUGAUUGUUGAAAGACGUGAUGUUUUCACUCUCAAGCCAAAAUUUGCGACCUUACCAGCAUUCGCAGUCCACUGUGCCAUGGAAGUGCCAUCAGGAUUUUGUGUCACUGAUGAAGUCAUGCGUAAUUUCAGUGAAUUAGUACUCGGACAAACAUUCAAAGCGCACUUCAAGGAAAGGGACAUGGCAGGGAGAUUCAGGGUUGACCUCUUCCACUUUGAAGAACAAAAGGUUACAAUAUAUGACAACAAUCAAGUAUGGAUAUGAUCCACUUAUAAUUGUCUUACUGGUUUCAUCCAAAUCCAUCAUUGGACCUCAUAUGGACACUUCUCAUUAAAAAAAAUGAUUUGAUUCUAAGUUAUCAUCUCUCACUCAAUCUCAGUAAACAAAUAUUUUAAUACUGUCAAAAGAGAAAAUCUCCUUUAAAUUGAUUCAAUUAAACUAAAUUGACUGAUUAGACGACACUAAAAAUAAUCAACAUGUAAAUACCCUUGUAAACAUAAGAUAACUUUAAGAUGAGACUCGAGAAGAUCUUGAGUUCGCUCAAUUAAUUCUUUGUACAUAAGCUCAACUAAUUCGAGUUUUCAUUAUUGUAUAUGUUAUAUCAUU
This is a messenger RNA of Panonychus citri (citrus red mite), 1278 nucleotides long. RefSeq lists its product as uncharacterized. The record is from RefSeq and is a predicted model, not a curated record. Bases 619 to 936 code for a protein of 105 amino acids. The transcript has 4 exons. Lineage: Eukaryota; Metazoa; Arthropoda; Arachnida; Trombidiformes; Tetranychidae.